GGUGCAAUUACAUGCAAGAGCCUCAAUGAAUCAUCUGUCUGUUUCUACAUAAACAAACAUCAGCCUGGGGAUGGACAAAGUUCCUUAGAUCACCAUCCGAUCACCACCUUAGAUCACCAUCCGAUAAUAUUUUAUUACUGUUUUACACAUUUAUUAAGCGAUUAAUGAAGGUUCUUUAGCUCUAGCCAACGGGAUUCUGUAAACUUUUCCUGCUGUACACGUUGUCAAACUGUGGAUUUACAGAUAGCCAGUCGAGCUAGCUGGCUAAGUCAGUGGCUACCAGCAACUGUUUGGUUACCAGCAUUCUUCAAAUUAUUUCUAUUAUGUUCAACAAAAGAAAGAAACUCACAACUUGGUCUUCCAGUGGAUUUACUGAUAUCAAAUUCGACAGCAUCCGCAGCAUCCAUAUCCUGUAAAUGGGGAACAGUGCGCUCAAAGCUCAUUUGGAAACAUCUCAGAAGACCGGAGUCUUUCAGCUGACCGGAAAGGGUUUGGCAGAGUUCCCAGAGGAGCUGCAGAAACUCACCGGAAACCUGCGGACAGUCGAUCUGUCCAACAACAAAAUCGAGGUGCUUCCAGCAUUCAUAGGAGGCUUCCAGCAACUCAAGAGUCUCACCAUAAGCAGCAAUAAACUAACCAGUCUACCAAAUGACAUCGGGAAACUCAAGAAGCUGGAGACUCUUAUUUUAAAUGGGAACCAUUUGAAUCAUCUUCCUUCAUCGUUGGGUCAGCUGAAGUCCUUGCGCACCCUAAACCUGUCUGGGAAUCACUUCAAGGAGUUCCCUAGUGGACUCGGCACCCUUCGCCAGCUCGAUGUUCUGGACCUGUCCAAGAAUAAGAUCCAUGUGGUUCCUGCAGAGGUGGCCGAACUGCAAGCCAUUGAAAUCAACCUCAAUCAGAACCAGAUUUCAACCCUGUGUCCAGAGGUGUCUCGUGCUCCCCGACUGAAGGUCUUACGGCUGGAGGAGAACUGUCUGGAGCUGUCCUCUAUCCCCAUCUCCAUCCUCUCAGACUCCCAGGUGUCCCUGCUGUCCGUGGAGGGCAACCUCUUUGAAGUUAAAACGUUGCGUGACCUAGAAGGAUAUGAUAAAUACAUGGAACGUUUCACUGCAACCAAGAAGAAAUUUGCGUGAAGAGUUAGAGGCUUGCUGCACCUGUCCUCUGCACUGGGCUUACCGUAGAAAGGUUUCAGCUGGGACUGCUUGUGAAAACGGCAAUAUGGGAAUGGAAAAAUGGUCAAGACUGCUUCACAACUUGGUAGAAUGAUGGCUCAGAAACCCCAGCCCUGCUGUUCAUCGCAUUACAGUAAAGACAGCAGUGUAUGGACCUUGCAUCUCUCUUUCUUUUGCAAAGAUUUUAUAUUCUGAAAUAUAAUGCAGACUCAGCUUCAUGAGGACAUUUACACUGGAGAAUGGUUUAUUCCGUAUAUUCAAGUGCACUAAUGCCAUGCCUGUUUAUAGAACAUCAGUCUUUCAGAGAAGCUAACAUCUAACUAACAUACUGUACGUCCUGUACCCUUAUAGUAUGUGCUAUUGCUCAGCAUUUAUUGAUUCGUUUAUUUUAAAGCAUUAGAGACUUUGUGUCUGUUAUUAUUUAAUUUGAACAUUGUUUUGGGCAUCAAUGAGGCUUUAUCUGUUUAACAGUAUUUUGAUUGAACUGUGAUCUCAAAACUUCCGUUAAAGAAUAUUUGCUGUGAUAUUUAUGAAGUAGCCAUUUUUUUUCUGUCAACAAAGGCUGCAUAUGAGUUUCAAUGUUGAUUACUGUCCAUGAAAUGCCAGUGGAUAUUCAUAUUUAUAACACAAUAUUCAGUUUUAAUGCAGUGCAUUUGCUUUUGCACAUUUAUACAUGCUGCAUGUUCUCUUACCAUAAAAGUGUGUAACUCAAAAAGCAUUUUUGUGAACGAUUAUGUAGUUUCAUGCAGUUUUUGAGAUCUAAAUCUAUUGUUCUUUAUGGUCAUGACUAUGUAUCCCAUCUAUUAUUUACACACUUGAAUGGCAUCUUAUCUGUUUAAAGGGAUAAUUAAUUCAAAAAUGAAAAUUACUCAGCCUAAAGUUGUUCCAAACCUGUAUGACUUUCUUUCUUCUACUGAACACAAACGCAGAUAUUUUGAAGAAUGUGGGUAACUAAACCGGUUCUGGUCCCCAUUGACUUCCAGAGUAUGUGGAAUGUUGACAGAAUUUUCAUUUUUGGGUGAACUAUCUCUUUAAUCUAGUGUUUCUCUCAGUGAUUGAAUAUAUGCACAUUAAUGGAAAUAUGUUAAACAUCUGAAUUUUAGAAUCAGAAAUAUAACAUAUUACCCAAAAGCAGUCAUGAGUGCUUUAAGCCAGUACUCUAAGGCAGCAUUUGUAAAAUACAUGUUCCUUGUUCUCAAUAUACUAUGCCACUACAUUAUUUUUAUGCUGCAACAUUUAGCCACAGAAUAAAGCUUGCACUGUAUUAAAACUACAGCAUCAUCAAGCAAAUUGUACCUGAAAAUUCCCCUCAGGAUGAAUAAAGUACAUCUAUCUGUCUACCUACAGUAUUAUUAU
This is a messenger RNA of Onychostoma macrolepis, 2528 nucleotides long. It is a transcript of the gene lrrc57, whose product is annotated as leucine rich repeat containing 57. NCBI's taxonomy places the organism in Eukaryota, Metazoa, Chordata, Actinopteri, Cypriniformes, Cyprinidae. The record is from RefSeq and is a predicted model, not a curated record. Bases 417 to 1133 code for a protein of 238 amino acids. Gene Ontology annotation, molecular function: protein binding. The transcript is spliced from 7 exons.